Messenger RNA from Erigeron canadensis, 840 nucleotides. RefSeq lists its product as uncharacterized. Lineage: Eukaryota; Viridiplantae; Streptophyta; Magnoliopsida; Asterales; Asteraceae. The coding region runs from base 93 to 683 and encodes 196 amino acids. The transcript has 2 exons. Gene Ontology annotation, biological process: ubiquitin-dependent protein catabolic process. The record is from RefSeq and is a predicted model, not a curated record.
AGUGAUUUUGUAAAGUGUUCACAAGACAGUUUGUUACUUUAUUUUUAUCAAAAAAAAUUUUUUUAGGGUUUCUCUCUUUCCCAAAAGAAAUCAUGCCAAAAAAAAAGCAAAGAUUGGAUAAAUCGGAAAGGGAGUCGGAGGAAUCGGAAUGGGAAUACAUGGAUGAAUGGGAAUCGGAUGAAUGGAAGUCGGUGACUUUAGUUGCUCAUAAUGGUAUGGAGAACAGAUCACGCAAGGGGGUUCUGUAUACAUUUAAGGCGAAUAGAAUAUGUGUUUCCGAAUCGAAUUUUAUCAGUAACAUGUUUUUGAAAGCUGUUCGUGUACACCAUACACAUAUCGAAGAUGAUAUCCUUAGAGUAGUUGUAGAUUUCUGCCAUUACCGUGCUAGCCUCAAGCUUUUCCAUACAGAAGAACAUGCGAAAGACCAUUUGGAAAAAUUCGAUUCCGAUUUUCUGGAAAAUCACUGCAAAACCGAUGCCCGUCUUGCCAAGUUUCUUCGAGCUGCCUGCGAGUUGGGGAUUAAAAGUCUCUUGGACCUGACCAGUACUGCUAUCGUUAACAACAUGGUUGGCGGUGGAAAGGGUACACGUGAUGCUUUAAAGAUGUUCCACUUGGAGGGUUAUCUUCUCACGAAUAAUGAGAUGAAUGAAGAGCAAGAUUCGAAGGCUUGGGCUUUUAUGUAAAUCAUGUGUUAGUUAAAAGUAAAUUUGAUCGGAUGCUCGUAGUUUCAUUUCCUGGGUUGUUAACUUGUUAUUACUAUUAUUGUAACAUCAAAUGCACAUACAUGAGUUAUGUUGCAACUGUUCUAAUUGCGCUAAUUAUUUUCUCCUCUUAUGGACC